AUGGCUACCAAUGAUUCAAACCGGGUCGGGUUAGUAAUAUCCACCGCCGAAUCAAUUAGGGUUUUCCUCUCUGGAGCCUCUCAAGACCCUAAUCUCUCCCACCACCUCCGACACACAUCCGCUGAUCUUCUCUCCCAAUCUGAGCUUUCCUACGAGCCUCUCCGCUCUGUCUGGAUGGCCUCUGAUCCAUCCACCCGACCCGAAUUGACCCAACUCUUCUCCGGCACGCGAUUCAUCUUCUCUAGCCCGAAGCCCAGGCAGAAGAGUGAAGAAUUGAAGUCAAGGCUGAAAAAGUUGCAAGACUUGGCUGAAAGGAAAGCUUAUCAAGAGCUAGUGAAGGACAUUGCACCAAAGAAGGAAGUUGAGGAACCAUUCUCUUCUUACAAGGACCAGUUAGGAUUCGGAUUACAUGUGGUUGUUACCAUGUUUACCGGCUAUCUUGUUGGUUAUGCUGCAUUUAGAGCAUUGUUUAAUCACAGUCCUGCCAUGAAUGCUGCUGGAGGAAUUCUUGGGUUAGUGGUGGCCAUGCUUGUUGAGACUUUCCUUUUCAUUAUUAGAAGUUCCAAUCUGGAUGCCAGUAAAACAAGGUCCAGUCAAACACCGAAAUCAGCCUUUUCCGCAUCCAGUCUCAAGAAAAACCAGUAG
Molecule: messenger RNA, 645 nt
Organism: Arachis stenosperma
Lineage: Eukaryota; Viridiplantae; Streptophyta; Magnoliopsida; Fabales; Fabaceae
Exons: 4
Coding region: 1-645 (214 amino acids)
Biological process (GO): vacuolar proton-transporting V-type ATPase complex assembly
Cellular component (GO): endomembrane system
Source: RefSeq, a predicted model, not a curated record